Blastomyces gilchristii SLH14081 is the source of this 501-nucleotide messenger RNA. RefSeq lists its product as uncharacterized. The transcript has 4 exons. The record is from RefSeq and is a predicted model, not a curated record. The coding region runs from base 1 to 501 and encodes 166 amino acids. Lineage: Eukaryota; Fungi; Ascomycota; Eurotiomycetes; Onygenales; Ajellomycetaceae.
AUGCUGAUUUACAUCUUGCUGUUGGCUAUUGCUGACAUGAUGGUUUUAGUUGCCUCAGAUUCAUAUAGAGGAGCUCGAGACUUUCCGCGUGCCAUCGCAUCUGUUUGGGUUGAUGUGGGUCUGCCUGGUGCAGGGCAGAGUAAAGCCACAGCAACGGAUCCAGCAACUGUCCAGUCAUCAUUUGGCGUAGCCUCUACUGGUCGUCCUUCAGGCACUGCAGUACCCGUGGUCAGCAGUGUGACGGCGUCAGGUAUCCCUUCGGGCGUCUUCUAUACCGGGUUCUCUGGGUGGAUCAACAGUGUCACACCCACUCCCUCUCCACCCUCUAAUGCGACCCACGUGACUUAUUCCGGCAGUCUAACACCUACUAGUCGUGUCUUCUAUGACGGCAAUGGGAGUAGAGAUCCUGGCUUGUCUGCAUUGAAAGCACCCCCAGGAAACAACCACAGCACAUGUCUCCAUUUACUGUCGCUCUGGGUCCUCCUUGUCACUUUCACAUGA